This is a messenger RNA of Candidozyma auris, 1107 nucleotides long. RefSeq lists its product as uncharacterized. The coding region runs from base 1 to 1107 and encodes 368 amino acids. The record is from RefSeq and is a predicted model, not a curated record. NCBI's taxonomy places the organism in Eukaryota, Fungi, Ascomycota, Pichiomycetes, Serinales, Metschnikowiaceae. The transcript has a single exon.
AUGACAUCUACAUAUGAUCCCGAUCUUCCCACCUACGAGGAGGCCCAACUACAGGCGCAACUAAAUAACCAUCCGCAAGAUAACUCGCAACGCUUAUCAGAGAAUCCCCCAGCGUUACCCCGAAGGACCAAUACUAGAAGACGACCGCCACCGCUACCGGAGAGGCCCAUUGAGACAAGCAGCAGCAGCGAACAGCUAGAUGAUAAUAAAGAACUGGAUAAUAGUGACUCGCUACAAACAGGCGAUCAACCGUUCUGGAAAUUUCAUAUUCAGUGCUUCGGAGACGAUAUGUACUUAAGUACCAACCCCACAAUGAGACACUUACAAUGCCGAAGUAUGCCCGGAUACUUCAUGAGCAUAGAAAAAGAACCUCAAGGGUUCACUAUAAACUUAGAGGAGUUUGAGACUGGCGCCCUGAUUAUGAGAUUCAAGAAGCUUGAUGAGAAAACAUUCAAGUUCAAGGUACGCAGGUCAAGGAAAGUGGAAAAUGGAGAAAUUGUCGUGCUAGAGACUCCAGAUCCUGUUUUUGAGGGAACAAUUAACAAAACAAGAAUACAUCCCAUGUUCUUUCCGAUUCCGCCGCCUUAUGAGAUGAAGUCAUACGAAGUGGAGGGUAUCGAUGGCCUGAGAUGGGACGUAGGUUCAAUUCCGAGGGCCAAGAUGAAGUGGUCACUUUCACACCGUUCAGAGGCCCCGAAGUACGUCGGCAAGCGAAAUGUGUACUUCCAUCGCAAUUUCAUGGCCAGGAAUACCAAAAUGCAAGAUGCUCAAUUUCCACCUGUAACAGCAGCAUUUCGCCCCUGUGAGUCUAAAAUGAGAAAACGAGCUAUACGAUCAAUCACCCGUCUACUGAAGCUUGAAGAUGACUCGAAACUGACUCCGUAUGAGGCCGAAGGGGACCCCUUUUCACAGCGCAAACCCUACUUCAAAUGUGGAGAUGGCCUUUACGAUGAGCAAUUCCCAAAGGACGAUGAUCCAGACCAUCAUUUUAAAUUGGGAUGGCUCACAGUAUUUGAAGAUGAGCAGCUUUUCAGCAAAAGUGGAAUGUUCGACUUGGUCGUUGGAUCCACCGUGGUAGUCGCUUAUGAUCAAGAGAUGCACAAAUAA